CAAAUGCCAACAAGCUCAAGCUGUCGUCCCCCUAAGCUAAAUGGCUAAAUCAACAACAAUAAUAAUAAUAAUAACUACCCGCCCUUUUCUCCCCCCACAUUUUCACACACACUCACGCACUCAAAUCCAAUGACAACAUUAUUACCGCAGAGAAUCUAGGGGGAAGAGAAGAGAUCACCGAAUUAUAUACAUAGAUCUGCUCAGUCGAUUCAUACCUUUCUUUUUUCUUUUUUUUUGGCAUUUUUUAUUCUUUCCUCAAUCUUGCGUUUCUCUCUCCAUAUACAUAAAUUGCCUGUAUAUUUGGGCGUGAGUUUUCCAAUUUUUCGGUUGAACAAAAGUGGAGGAAAGAGCAAUAGUUGUAAUACAAUGGUGUUGAUCUACGGACCUUUGACGCCUGGACAGGUGUCGUUUUUCCUUGGAAUUGUGCCAGUAUUUGUAGCUUGGAUAUAUUCGGAGAUUCUGGAGUACAGGAAAGCCUCUCUCUCAAAAUUACACUCAGAUAUUAAUUUGGUUGAAUUGGGGAAUGGUGGAGUUAAAGAAGAUGAUACUGCUGUCUUAUUGGAAACAGGUGGCUUGCCAUCAGCAUCUCCAAGAGUUAAAAGUGCAUCAAUAACAUCUCAAAUUGUGAGAUUUUUGAUGAUGGAUGAGUCAUUCUUGAUUGAGAACCGAUUGACUUUGAGGGCUAUAUCAGAGUUCGGAGUCAUAUUACUUUACUUUUACUUAUGCGAUCGUACCAAUAUCUUUGGUCAAUCAAAGAAGAGCUACAGUCGGGAUCUUUUCUGGUUUCUCUACUCCCUUUUAAUUAUUGUUUCAGCCCUCACCUCCUUCAAGAUCCACCAUGACAAGUCACCAAUUUCUGGCAAAUCAAUUAUGUACCUCAACAGGCAUCAAACUGAGGAAUGGAAAGGCUGGAUGCAGGUCUUGUUUCUGAUGUAUCAUUACUUUGCUGCGUCAGAAAUCUACAAUGCUAUACGACUUUUCAUUGCUGCAUACGUGUGGAUGACUGGCUUUGGGAACUUCUCGUAUUAUUAUGUCCGGAAGGAUUUCAGUGUUGCAAGAUUCGCUCAGAUGAUGUGGCGGCUCAAUUUCUUGGUGUUAUUCUGCUGUGUUGUCCUUAAUAACAGUUACAUGCUGUACUACAUUUGUCCUAUGCACACUCUCUUCACUCUUAUGGUUUAUGGCGCGCUUGGUAUUUAUAACAAGUACAAUGAUAAUGGAACUAUUAUUGCUGCAAAAAUCAUUUCUUGCUUCCUGGUGGUCAUUCUGAUCUGGGAGGUGCCUGGUGUGUUUGAGCUGAUCUGGAGCCCUCUCACUUUCCUUCUUGGAUAUACUGACCCAGAUCCUUCAAAAGCAAAACAAACUCUGCUGCAUGAGUGGCAUUUCCGCUCGGGUCUUGAUCGGUAUAUCUGGAUAAUUGGAAUGAUAUAUGCAUACUACCAUCCAACAGUGGAGAGAUGGAUGGAGAAACUGGAGGAGACUGAAGUGAAACGUAGGAUAUCAAUUAAAACGGCUGUUGCUACAAUAUCUUUAGCGGUGGGCUACCUGUGGUUUGAGUAUGUAUACAAACUCCCGAAGCUGACAUAUAACAAAUAUCAUCCUUAUACAUCCUGGAUUCCUAUAACUGUGUACAUCUGUUUGCGAAAUUUCACCCAGUCUUUCCGUGGUUACACGCUGACACUCUUUGCAUGGCUGGGAAAGAUCACUCUGGAGACUUACAUUUCGCAGAUCCACAUUUGGUUAAGAUCCGGCAUACCAGAUGGACAACCAAAAUUGUUACUUUCUCUGAUUCCAGAGUAUCCAUUAUUGAACUUCUUGCUUACCACUUCCAUAUACGUUGCAGUUUCUUACAGGCUUUUUGAGCUGACAAAUACAUUAAAAACAACCUUUGUUCCCAGCAAAGACGAUAAACGUCUGGGCUACAAUAUUGUUGCUGGAGUAGUAGUAGCAACUUGUCUAUACACAUUGUCUUUUGUAUUAUUGAGGAUACCUCAGAUGAUGCUGGUAUAAGCUGGUUCAAACUCGAUAAUGAAGGACAGCUCUUGUGGUUCGAUAUGUGUUUGAACUUGUUGAAGGAUAGGCAUCUUUCAAAUCAGAGUUUCGGCAUUUUAAAUGCUCGGGGUCGGGGUUUGUUUUGCCGAUUGCUGACAGUUGAGUAAGGGGGUGUUUUUACAUCAGCAGCCACCCCACCAAAACCAAAAUGUAUAUUUAACUGUUAAGGUGAUAGGAAGGAACCCAGCUUUGGAAGCUGUUUGGCUAAUCAUGAGUAUAUUAUUCAAGUGAUAUUUUGCUUCCUUUUCAUAUUAAUAUACGAGUUAACAUGAUUGCUUCAAUUUCUUUGUAUCUAUGGGCUUCUUGGCUGCUAUAUGGUUGUUCAGUCAUUAACUACCAGUUUCUAGCACAUGCAUGAUCACUAGCUUAACAAUUCAAUUUUGGCGUCCUUUUCCUGUUGUUGUUAAAGCGUGAUGGCCAUAUACGAUCCUCUGCAUUGUGAAACAAAGAGUUCAUCUGCACAGAGCUUAAAUUCUCUAUGAUUCUGUUGUAAUUUGUGUCAAGA
Oldenlandia corymbosa var. corymbosa is the source of this 2554-nucleotide messenger RNA. The record is from the annotation of a GenBank genome assembly. Lineage: Eukaryota; Viridiplantae; Streptophyta; Magnoliopsida; Gentianales; Rubiaceae.